Messenger RNA from Penicillium vulpinum, 1581 nucleotides. RefSeq lists its product as uncharacterized. Gene Ontology annotation, cellular component: membrane. Gene Ontology annotation, biological process: carbohydrate transport; transmembrane transport. The record is from RefSeq and is a predicted model, not a curated record. Gene Ontology annotation, molecular function: carbohydrate:proton symporter activity. The transcript is spliced from 4 exons. Bases 1 to 1581 code for a protein of 526 amino acids. NCBI's taxonomy places the organism in Eukaryota, Fungi, Ascomycota, Eurotiomycetes, Eurotiales, Aspergillaceae.
AUGCGAUGGAUCGCCUCACGAUGGUCGACCAAUCCCUACUACGCCCUAGUGAUUGCUGUCAUUGCUUGUGGCGGGAUUCCGAAAGGAUAUGAUGAGGGUGGCUAUAGCGCUAGCGUCUCCCUUCCCUCCUUUAAAUCCGACUACAACCUCAUCGAACACUUGGGGGGCGACGAUACCGAGCUAGCUAAUCGGAAAGCGAACAUCACCUCCUUCAACGUCCUAGGCGCAGCACUUGGUGCGCUGAUAGUCCUCGAUCUGAAUGAUCGACUGGGGCGUUUGGUGGCAUGGCGCCUAGGAUGCAUCGUGUGGGCGAUGGGGACAUUGAUCCAAAUAUUCGCGUCCGGUAUAUACGGACUGCUCUUGUUUAGUCGCAUAUGGGGCGGGCUCGGCGCGGGUGCUCUAACGGUGACCGCCCCGAUGUAUUUAGCCGAAAUAGCCCCUGUUAGGACGAGAGGUCUGGUGGUGGGGAUAUACAUGGUAGUUUUACUGGCCGUUCUGGCCAUGGGAUUCUUUAUCAACUAUGGCGCCAGGAUCCACAUGGCGGCCACGCGAGCCCAAUAUCGCUUAGUUCAGGCCGUGCCUUUGAUCCCUGUCGGCAUUGCCUUUGGUCUGUCGUACCUUUGUUCCGAGACUCCUCGGUAUCUUGUUUCAAAACAGCUUCACCAGGAAGGACUGGAGGCUCUGGCACGGCUACGUGGCAGGGCCAUCGAUGAUCCCGAUAUCAUAAAGGAGUUCGCAGCUAUCGAUGCACGGGAGCGUGAGCGAGCCACAGACCUAGCAUCUGGCUCUCAUUGGACCAUAUUUAAAGAGACACAGACGGACCCGAAUUACCGACAGCGCUUCUGGCUGCUAAUUGCUAUGCAAACUAUCGCUCAGUGGACCGGCGGGAACGGCAUCACAUACUACGUAACGACCAUAUUUCAGUACGCCGGCGUAACAGGUGACGCAUCAUCCCUCGUCUCCUCUGGCGCAUACGGGAUAGUUAAACUAAUCUUCACGAUGGCCUUCACAUGGGGUCUAAUCGAUCUCUUCGGCCGACGCCGCUGCACCCUCGUUGGACUAAGUCUGCAGCUAUGCGCGCAUAUCUACACCGCUAUAUACAUGGGCCUGCGUCCAGGCUCAGCAGAUAAUAAAAACGCCUCCAAUGCAGCCAUUGCUUCGGUCUUCAUCUACGCCGUCGGCUGGUCCAUCGGUCUAUGCACAGUGCCUUAUCUGUACGGCACCGAAAUCUUUCCAACGCGCAUCCGAAAUGUCAGUUAUGCGAUUAGUAUGGCUCUGCACUGGCUUUUCCAGUUUGCUGUUGUCCGAGUUACCCCGAAUAUGUUCGUCUCGCUUGAUGUCUGGGGUGCUUAUCUCUUCUGGGCGCUUAUUUGCUUUUCUGGGCUGAUUAUUCUUGGGAUUUGGAUGCCUGAGACGAAGGGCGUUCCUAUUGAGCGGAUGGGGGAUCUGUUCGAUGGGCCGUGGUACUUGCGGUGGCGGGCUAAGCCGAGGGAGUGGGAUGUUGCUUCGUCGACUGAUAUGGCGGAGAAUGUUGAGUCGAAGGAGGGCCAUAUCUUGAAGUCUGGUGUGUCGGUCUCAUGA